This is a messenger RNA of Xenopus laevis (African clawed frog), 2136 nucleotides long. It is a transcript of the gene stap1.L, whose product is annotated as signal-transducing adaptor protein 1. The coding region runs from base 246 to 1088 and encodes 280 amino acids. NCBI's taxonomy places the organism in Eukaryota, Metazoa, Chordata, Amphibia, Anura, Pipidae. The transcript has 10 exons. The record is from RefSeq and is a predicted model, not a curated record.
CGGAAGGCUGAGGGCAGAAGGAUGAGGACGGAGUUCGGAUUACUGACGGCUGAGAAGGGAGGGUAGAAGAUGGAGGUGUGAUUGUAGAUUAGGACGAUGGGUGACGGCAAAAGCAACCGAUGCGCCAUUCUGAAGGCAUAGGACAUUGCAUGCAGGACAGGUACACUGCAGUUCAGUCUCCAUAGAAGUUACCUUGCUGUAUUAUAUGAGAAUUUAGGUAGCUAAGAGACUCUCCAUAAUACUCAAUGGCAAGCCCAGCUGCUAUCUCUCGGCGUAUUCAUCAGAAAAAGAUCAAUUUAACUUCACUGCCACUAUACUAUGAGGGUAACCUAUGGAUCAGACAAGCCACGAGAAAGGAAUGCAAAUACUGGACUGAGCUACGUGGGACAAAGCUAUUUCUUUACACUGAUAAACUGCAAGAAAAGUCUAUUGACAACAUAGAUCUGCAGUCGUUGGUUUCGGUCACAAAUGGAUGUCCACAACAGAAACAAUCAGCAGAGUUAAUUUUAAGGUUGGCAAAAGAGGAGAUUUAUUUAAAGACAGAAACACCUGAAGAUAUUGAGGAAUGGAAGGGCUUCAUUCUGACAGUGGUAGAGCUUUCUAUUCCAAACUAUGUAAGUUUGUUACCUGGACAAAUACUCCAACUGAAGGAAACUCUAGAGAAGGAAAAAGUAAGAAGAAAGAAUGAACAAAAUACAGAUGCUAGCUCUUCAUCAGCCCAGAUUGAUGAGACAUACGAAGAUGCAUCCAGAAUGCCAGAGUGUUUUCAGGAAGUAACUCGACAAGAAGCAACAAAUAUUCUCAACAAGAUGUCAGAGUUUGGAAAUCUUAUUUUGCGGCCAGGAACAAACUCAAACAGUUUUGCUGUUUCUAUAAAAGAGCCUCUUCAGACGCCUUCAGACCGCCCUCAGAUUAAACAUUACAGGAUUCUAAGCACAGGAACUGGUUAUACCAUUGAACUUGAGGAUCCAGUUAACGUGAAUAGUCUUGAUGAAGUUGUGAAUUUUUUUGUAACAGAAACCAGAGGGAAGCUGAUCCCAUUGCUAAAACAUGUAUAUGACAGAGAACUUGGAAAAGGCUCUCUGUAAAAGAAGAAAACCAAAAAAAUAAAAAAACCACAGCACGAACUAGGAUGUGGACUGAUGCAUUAAGCUGACAAUAACGCUUGGAGUUGGAGUUGCUUAUUAUGCAAAACAAAUCUUGUGUUCCUCCUGGAUCCUGCAAAGGUCAUCGAAUUGUAAAAUUCGAAGGAUUGAAUAAUGAAAACAUAAAAAAAAAACAGCCUUGACAGUGCCGCUCCUGCCAUGAGACAAGAUGAAAAUCUGGCCCCAGGUGGCAGUGUACAACACAUCACCAGUAUUACCUUGAGCCAAAAUUCAGUUGUUUUUACUGGAAAUUCUAAUUGCAUUUUCUGCAUUGAAUAAGAAAACAUUAUAUUACAGUCUUGGCAAAGUCAGGGCACAGAAAAAAAAGCAUAGUAAGGUAAGGGUGGGGCAGCAUUGGGUUGGUUACCUUAGGCAGCAUGUGGCUGAGAGACAGUCUUGAGUUGUGGCCAUACAAAACAAAGGGGGGUAACCCCGAAACGUUGCAUUGCACUCCACUUCAAUAAAUCACUGAAAUUUUCAUGCAGACCGGAGUGCCGUGAGGUUUUUUCUACAUUACAUACAAAAUGACAGCAACACUUUUGCAUUGCAAGUUUAGUUAAGUUUCAUCACAUAAGCUUAUGGAAAUAUAUGAAUUUUGUUAUUUAGACUUAUGUUGCAGAAGGGGAAUAGUAGCUGCUGGUUGUAGCUGGUUAAAUAAAUGUUUCAUUAUAUAGAAAAAGGUCAGUUUUGCCACAUAUGAAAUCUAUUUUUAACUGACCACAAAACUCCCUCCUUUAUGUGAGCUUUAAAUAUGGAUGAGCAAAUGGCUACCCAGUGGCCUACUUAGGACCAUUAUGCCACCUGAGGUGGCAUAGCCCUGCUGCCCUCUAAAUUAAUCUCCUGCUAUUUGGAUAUGGAGGACAUUUGUGUAAUAAGGUAUUUUGUGCAUUCAUUAAAAAAAAAAAAACUUUCACUCAAUAUUACUUGCAGUCCAUAUUUCACUUUCUGUAAACAGGCAAAAGUUAAUAAAAUAAAACCAUUUUGCUUUUAA